Messenger RNA from Gadus macrocephalus (Pacific cod), 1654 nucleotides. RefSeq names its product calpain-8-like. NCBI's taxonomy places the organism in Eukaryota, Metazoa, Chordata, Actinopteri, Gadiformes, Gadidae. The record is from RefSeq and is a predicted model, not a curated record. The coding region runs from base 187 to 873 and encodes 228 amino acids. Gene Ontology annotation, molecular function: calcium ion binding. The transcript has 10 exons.
UAUUAACAAAUAAAAGUUGUGAUCAUAAAUAUACCACUACCUUAAUAUAAAGCUGGAAUACGAUGCUAAAAGAAAAAGCAUUUUUGAUUCCAGUAUAGGUCAUUGACAGGAAGGUUCCCAGCCACGUUCUUCACAUCCAACUUGGUUGUAGCACAAACCAAAAAACACCUGAAUUCACGUGAGGUCAUGGAUAUGUUCAAGUUGGCUCCUGCCGAAUACCUGAUUGUGCCAUCCAGUUUCAAGCCAGAUGAGACGGCUUCCUUCAUUCUCAGAAUUCUCUCCAAGUCAGAGACCCAUGCCCAUGACCAUUCUGGGCAAAGCCACAGUCCAAUUGAAAAGCCCAUAAUGAGAGAGUUAAAUAAAAAUGACGAAGAGAGCAGAAGUUUCUUCGAAAAAUAUGCUGAUCAGUUUGAAGAAGUCCAUGCAGAGCAGCUCCAGAAAAUUUUAAAUGAAAAGAUCCUUCAAGGAUACAAGAAAACUGAAGGCUUCAGUCUGGAUGCGUGUCGCAGCAUGGUGGCUCUAAUGGAUACAUCCAUCACUGGCAAACUGAAACGUGAUGAAUUCUUGCGUUUGUGGAGGAAAGUCACCACCUACAACGACAUCUUCUCCCAAAUUGAUCCAACCCGCAAAGGUACUUUGUCCCUGCAUGAGCUGAGAAAGGCUAUAAAGGCUGCAGGGAUUGUUCUGAAGGAUGGUAUGCUGAACCUGAUGGCUGUUCGGUAUGGCACCUCUACUGGAAGGAUUAGCCUGGAGAGCUACAUCAAUCUACUCCUUCGAUUGGAAUGCAUGGGAAAAAUCUACACACAACUCUCGGGAGGAAAGACCAUGUCUCUCAGUGAAUCUGAGUGGAUGUAUGUUUCAAUGUACACAUAACCUGAUGAUCAACAAAAGAAGAUGGAUGGAUAUCUUUUUUUAUUUUUUUUAAAUGAACAUGCUUUUCUUUCAAUUUGUGUUCAAUUUUGUGUUUUCUGUUGAAUUUUUUGCUGUGCCAGAACAGUUAUAAUAUGUGAUUUAGUAUGAUCAUUAUUUUUUUCUUGAUAGUGCUGCCUUUGAUGUGCCUAUUAUGUGUGUGAUGGAACCCUGUCUUAAGAAAACAUAUUAUGUCACUAUUCCAAUUAUGCAUUGUGACAAGAGGGUGAUUAGAGGACGCUACCUUCCCAACUGUGGGCUGCUCAAGAUGGUUCCCUACUGAGAUCUAAAUGAAGUGUCCAACACCUGGAGGUGGAGUCUUGGUGUGUAGGUCAUCAAAAGAGCAGUCUCAAGUCUGAUUACAGAAUAGCUCAAAUCUGGGUGAAGGGUUUUAAUUUAUUUUGCUUCAUAUUUGUUUUGACUAAUCAUGUUACUGGUGGUAUAGGGAUCUUAAGCUGGCUAAAAGCAAUUAUUGUUAUCAUUAUUAUUGUUAUCUUUCUCCUUCAGUUGUGUUUCUUACCUUGUCUUCUUUAUGUAGUUUAGUUUACCCAUAAUUAGUCCACAAACCACCAAUGUAGAUUAUAUGAAGCUCCAUUUUAACCGAUCAAAUUACUUUUGAGCAUCUAAACUGAGCAUCACAGUAGGUUGGAGAAUGUUUUUAUUUUAGUGCAUGAUAGAUUAAAUGUCCUCCUAAUAUUGUUAGCGCCUUGUCUGCCAGGAAUAAAACCUGUUCGAUCCUAUUUGA